Andrographis paniculata is the source of this 2232-nucleotide messenger RNA. Its product is annotated as hexokinase-1. The record is from RefSeq and is a predicted model, not a curated record. Bases 297 to 1787 code for a protein of 496 amino acids. Gene Ontology annotation, cellular component: cytosol; mitochondrion. The transcript has 9 exons. Lineage: Eukaryota; Viridiplantae; Streptophyta; Magnoliopsida; Lamiales; Acanthaceae. Gene Ontology annotation, biological process: glucose 6-phosphate metabolic process; intracellular glucose homeostasis; glycolytic process. Gene Ontology annotation, molecular function: fructokinase activity; D-glucose binding; ATP binding.
GUAUUCAGUUUGUAUUUUUCUUUCCAUUUAGUUGACGCGAAUUUUCAUUGUAUAUUCAAUAUACAUACAUAUACAUAUAUAUAUACGUACAUUCGAUAGAUACAUACAUAGCUAUCGGGUAAAACUAAAACCCACCAAUAAAAGGCGAACCAAACCCAACCAAAGAAUCGAUCUUUAUUGGAAAAAAUCAUAAAUCCGGCGAGUAUUUUCUUUCCCCUAUCGAAGGAGGGCGAGGUCGUGUGUGGUGUAGGUUUUUUCUGUUCUUGCUGUUGUUGUGGUCGGCGAUUUUCAAGAGGAUGGGCAAGGUGGCGGUGGCGGCAGCAGUGGUGUGCACGGCGGCGGCGGUGGCCGCCGCGGUGGUGAUUGCGAGGCGGCAGAUGAGGAGCUCGGGGAGAUGGGUCAAGGCGGAGGCCAUUCUGAAUGAGCUGGAGGAGCAGUGUAGGGCACCCAUCUCCAAGCUCCGCCAAGUCGCCGACGCUAUGACGGUGGAGAUGCACGCCGGCCUCGCCUCCGAGGGCGGCAGCAAGCUGAAGAUGCUCAUCAGCUUCGUCGACAACCUCCCCACUGGGGAUGAAAAGGGAUUAUUCUAUGCAUUGGAUCUUGGUGGGACAAAUUUCCGUGUUAUGCGAGUGCAGUUGCGUGGAAAAGAGACUGAGAUUAAGCAAGAAUUUGAAGAAGUUUCCAUACCUCCUCAUUUGAUGGUUGGAUCGUCCCAUGAAUUAUUCGAUUUCAUUGCUGAUGCUCUAGCAAAAUUUGUUUCUACGGAAGGUGAAGACUAUCAUCUUCCACCUGGCAGGCAAAGGGAGCUCGGCUUCACCUUUUCUUUCCCAGUUCGGCAAUUGUCAUUAGCAUCAGGAACUCUAAUAAAGUGGACAAAAGGCUUCCUUAUUGAAGAUGCUGUUGGACAAGAUGUUGUGGAAGAGCUGACAAAAGCGUUGGAAAGAGCCAGCCUUGAUAUGCGCAUCACUGCUUUGGUCAAUGAUACCGUUGGAACAUUAGCUGGAGGACGAUUCACCAAUCCAGAUGUCAUUGCUGCUGUAAUUCUCGGAACAGGAACUAAUGCUGCAUAUGUUGAACGAGCGAGUGCAAUUCCGAAAUGGCAGGGUCUGCUGCCGAGAAGUGGGGAAAUGGUUAUAAACAUGGAGUGGGGGAACUUCCGAUCGUCACAUCUUCCACUUACCGAAUAUGACCAAAGCCUUGAUGCAGAAAGUUUAAAUCCCGGGGAACAGAUAUUCGAGAAAAUAAUUUCCGGGAUGUAUCUUGGUGAAAUUGUUCGUAGAGUUUUGUGCAGGAUGGCUAAAGAAGCAUCCUUUUUCGGUGAUGACAUCCCCCCGAAACUCAGCAUUCCCUUCAUUUUAAGGACACCGGACAUGUCUGCAAUGCACCACGACACCACCCCCGAUCUCAAAGUGGUUGGAAACAAACUUAAAGACAUUCUAGAGGUACCCAACUCUUCCUUGAAAAUGAGGAAAAUGGUGGUGGAAAUUUGUGAUGUUGUGGCCAAACGUGGGGCUCGCCUUUCUGCAGCAGGGAUCCUUGGUAUUCUCAAGAAACUAGGAAGAGACGAGGUAAAUGAAGGGGAGAAGCUGAGGUCUGUCAUAGCCUUGGACGGCGGGCUGUUCGAGCACUACACUAAGUUCAGGAACUGUAUGGAGGAUACCCUCAAAGAACUGCUGGGAGAGGCUGCUGACAACGUUGUCGUUGAGCAUUCAAACGAUGGAUCCGGCAUUGGAGCUGCUCUUCUUGCAGCAUCUCAUUCGCAGUAUCUUGACGUUGAGGAGUCCUGACAACGAUAGCUGUUAGAACCCUAUACAAAUUUUCCUUAAGGGGGUACUAUUUAUGUAGCAAGAAGUGUUGUUCCUGUUUUUAGUAAACAGCAAGGGGACAUGAGGUUUGUGGUCUCGAGAGGCUCUUGAAAGACUGUUAAUACAGCUUCACAAGCUGGAGCUGCUCCAGUGUCCAUGGCUGGACGUGUUGUGUUUCGUUGGAGCAUUCGGGCACUCGUGAAAGAUCGACAAACAAGAUGAAUAAUUGAUGUUGUGGGUUCGAAGUGUUUAGCACUGGGAACAUUCUCUCUAGGUUUGCUAUGUGAGAAUAUGUUGCAAAUUUUUUUAAAGCAUCUCCCCAAAUCCACUGGGAUGAAUGAACUUUUUGUGGAGACUAUCUUUCCAUCGUGGUCUUGUUUUCUCUGCAAAUUUCACUCUUGAACAAAUUGAAAACAUUUCAUCUUCU